Danaus plexippus (monarch butterfly) is the source of this 1959-nucleotide messenger RNA. It is a transcript of the gene Ubx, whose product is annotated as homeotic protein ultrabithorax. The transcript has 2 exons. Bases 362 to 1120 code for a protein of 252 amino acids. Gene Ontology annotation, molecular function: DNA-binding transcription factor activity, RNA polymerase II-specific; RNA polymerase II cis-regulatory region sequence-specific DNA binding. The record is from RefSeq and is a predicted model, not a curated record. NCBI's taxonomy places the organism in Eukaryota, Metazoa, Arthropoda, Insecta, Lepidoptera, Nymphalidae. Gene Ontology annotation, cellular component: nucleus. Gene Ontology annotation, biological process: negative regulation of transcription by RNA polymerase II; anterior/posterior pattern specification.
UAGUCAGUAGACUGCGUGAGUCGAACCGCGUCGGUCGCUCGCACGGUCGCGCGACACACGCGUCAAAACUUCGCUCGACGGCGCACGGGUCGCAUGUACCGAGCACAGUAUACUGACACGACACUCGCCGACCUACACGUGACCAACUUAUAACACUCUCCAUAAACACGUGCCCUCGUAAAAUAAUCGUAAAAAGUUAAGCGGCCUCUAUCGCCUCAACAUUAUGACGCUCCAGUGACGUUUGAUAGGCAAUCAAAUUAAUAAAGUUAAUAAGCAGUUCCAACGGACGAAGGUCGCGUUAUCAGGCCGUUGGACCGCGAUGACAUAAGUGUUGUCCGAGUGACGUUUGUGACCGAGCAAAAUGAACUCAUAUUUCGAGCAGGGUGGUUUCUAUGGAGCCCAUGGCGUGCACCAGGGCGGCGGUGGUGGCGAUCAGUAUCGCGGCUUCCCAUUGGGCUUGACGUACGCACAGCCUCACGCAUUACACCAGCCCCGGCCGCAAGACUCGCCUUACGAUGCAUCAGUGGCUGCUGCCUGUAAACUGUACGCGGGGGAACAGCAAUACGCGAAGGCGGAUUGUUCGAAGGCGGGCGACCAACAGAACGGCUACGGUGGGAAGGAGGCCUGGGGGUCCGGACUGGGAGCCCUGGUGAGACCUGCAGCCUGUACUCCGGAGGCCCGAUACAGUGAAUCCUCGAGUCCCAGCAGAGCUUUACCCUGGGGCAACCAAUGUGCGCUACCAGGAGCAGCGGCCUCAGCACAACCAGUACAACAUCAACCAACCAACCACACCUUCUACCCAUGGAUGGCCAUAGCAGGAGCAAACGGCCUGAGAAGACGAGGAAGACAAACCUACACUAGAUAUCAAACGCUAGAGUUAGAGAAAGAGUUCCAUACAAACCACUACCUCACACGAAGGAGACGCAUUGAAAUGGCACACGCCCUCUGCCUAACGGAACGACAGAUUAAAAUUUGGUUCCAAAACCGGAGGAUGAAAUUAAAGAAAGAGAUACAAGCAAUAAAGGAAUUAAAUGAGCAAGAGAAACAGGCGCAAGCUCAGAAGGCAGCAGCGGCGGCGGCAGCGGCCGCGGCAGCCGCUCAGGGCCAUCCUGAGCACUAGACUAGAAUAUAGCACUAGACAUGCGCCUGCGCAAUAUCUAACAGUGAUACGAUCGCAGUCCGCCGAACAAUUUAGCUUUGUGUUUUGUAAAUUGUUUGUAAUUAUUUUUCGUUAUUUAAGUGUUGUUCGGUUGUUGUGGUUGUUUUUUUUUAAUUAAUUAUAUUAUUGAAUUAGACUCAUGUUUUCUAAGGAAUGGAACAAUAAACUUUUUAAUGUUAGAAUAGAAACGGGUCGUAUUAUUUUGUGUUUCGGGUUUUGUUUUUUGUUGAUUUAUUGAAUUUUUACAUAUAUUUUAAUUCGCGCUUUCUCGUAAAUGUUCGCGUUUGAAAACCAGUGCAAUUUUUAGAAAUCUCUUCCGUGUAACAUAUUGUAGGUGUAGUUCGUUUUUCAUGAUGUGCUGUCUUAGCCGGUAGCGCUCCCUGUCAGUGUCAGUGGCGGAAAAGACUAUAUACAAUACAUUGUACAAAUUCUAUUUGCCUACCAGAGACUCGGUCUCAUACAUUUAAAACUAAGCAAACAGUCAUAAUAUAAAUCGUUUAUCAGAAUUUUUUUAUAAAUUGGACUAGCGUAAAACAAAAAAACCGCGCCUCAAUACCUUCAAUACUCUCGCAUAAGUAUAGUGUAAACGUGGUCGUGUUCCUGCAGUUUUAAUAGUUGGUGAAGUUUAACAAAUUGCCAUAAAUAUAAGUAGGUAUUAUAAUAGUUAGUAGCGAUGUAAAUAGUUAGCGUUAUGUCUAUGUUAAUUGAAGUGAGCGGUUUGCGUUUGCGCUGGCGCCGGUGAAUGAGAAGAAAAGUAUUAAGGGAGUGCAGGAGGGAUGCGGGGCAAGUCGGAAGGCAGA